Messenger RNA from Papaver somniferum (opium poppy), 1071 nucleotides. RefSeq names its product two-component response regulator ORR22-like. Gene Ontology annotation, molecular function: DNA binding. The transcript has 7 exons. The record is from RefSeq and is a predicted model, not a curated record. Lineage: Eukaryota; Viridiplantae; Streptophyta; Magnoliopsida; Ranunculales; Papaveraceae. Gene Ontology annotation, biological process: cytokinin-activated signaling pathway; phosphorelay signal transduction system. Bases 1 to 1071 code for a protein of 356 amino acids.
AUGGAGUCUAUCAGUUAUAUGUUUCCUCAAGGUUUACGUGUUUUGGCAGUUGAUGAAAGCUUCGUUUGUUUGAAAAAUAUAGAGAUAUUACUCAAAGAAUGUCGUUACCAAGUAACUGCAGCUACGUCCGCCGAAUUUGCUCUCGAUAUCUUAAGAAAGAACAAGGAAAAUUUCGAUAUAGUUAUCACUGACACGGAGACGGGUGAAAUGAAUGGUUUUAGGCUAUUGGAAAUAAUCUGUCUUGAAAUGGAUAUACCUGUAUUAAUGAUGUGUAAGGGUAACGACCGCGAAACACUGAUGAAAUGUAUAGAUCAUGGCGCAUGUGGUUUUCUAAUGAAGCCACCGAUACCGAAAGACAUUCAAAAUAUAUGGCACUAUGUGUUUAAACACAAGAUUAACAAAUCUACUUUGAGUAAUUUGGAUAUUCAAAAAAAUGAAACCGAAAGAAACUGUAACAGGAAUGAGGAGGCCAGUGGCCAGAGAACAAGGGUUUCUUGGGCGGAUCCAGAGUUACAUACAAAGUUUGUUGAAGCGUAUCAUAAGUUAGGAGAUGAAGCUACUCCAUCAAGAAUAAUAUCAGAAAUGAAUGUCCCGGGACUCACUCGUCUGCAAGUUGCUAGUCAUCUUCAGAGAUAUAGGAUGAUAUUGGGGGAACAGAGCCAAAAAUCUGAGAGCAUCACUACAUCCAUUGGAAUGAGUGGUAGUGGACAUCUAAGGAUUAGAUCUCUUCGUAAUCUUGAAUUUAAAAAUCGAAUGGAUUACCUUUCUAGGCUUAAAUCUUAUCAUUCGGGAAUGAGUCAAUCAAGUCAUGAUGGUGUAACUCCUAAUGCCUCGAUCCAUUCGAUUAUAAAUCCACAACCACAAUUUCUUCCUUCAACUCAAAGAUAUACUUCACAGUUUUUCUCAGCUCCUGGUGAUUAUAAUUCCGCUGAAGAUGACCUCAGUGCAGUAAACAGACCGUGGAUUCCAUGUUUCAACGGCAAUAAUGCGGUGAGGACCUCCAACAUCUCAACAGGCUACAAAGCAGCUUUCACUAUGAAACUGUUAUCCCCACAGUUGGAUGUUACUUGA